AUGAGCGAUGACGAAACGUUGUUUUUUAUUGACCAGAUUUUCCGCCGUAAAAGUCUAUGGGACAGGAAAGACAAGGGAUAUAAAAACAUAAUAGUCAAGGCCGAUAUGUGGAAUGAAAUCGCGGGGGUCAUGCAACAUCCUGUUCAAACUCUUAAAGAUAAGUGGACUUCCCUUCAGGCCACGUAUCGGAAGUAUCGCUCAAAUUAUAAUCGCAGUUUUGUAACCGGUUCUGGCGCUGAUGAAAUCGCACUUCCAACCUGGUGUGGGUACAGCGCUAUGAGGUUUUUGGACUCAACAACGGAGUGUGGGAUGACACUGAACACCUUGCCAGAUUUAGAGAUCGAGAUGUUGGACGAGGCCAAUGAACUCCAAUAUCUCGAUGGACCAUCCUCGGAAAAUGUUCCCGAACAUUCGCUACUUCCGGAAUUAGAUGGUACCACUGCACCGGAACCGCGUCCUUCUCACGCCUCACCUACGCGACAUACCACAGUACCACGUGCAUCAUCUCCACCACACAACCGUCGUAGACGCUACCAAGAAGGCAGUAUUGCCUAUACAGAGGAGGCGCUCGAAGCUUUAAAAACAGUAGGAACAGCCACCAUUGAACUUAUAAAUAAGUUAAAUACACCGUCGGAUGAAUUAGACGGAGUACGAGAAACGAUAAAAGAGUGGACACCCGAGCGCCGAAAGCGAUUUUUGGUGCGGGUUCGGCGUAUGGUAACCGAAGAAGAAGACAUUCGGUUUCGUCAAAAUUUCGGAUACCAGGCAUAGCAAUUUUUUUUUGUUUUAAGGUAAAACGGCCAGGCCGAAAUGUCCUACGUUUAGUUUAGUUUAUUGUUAAACUUCAUUAUCUAUUUUUUUGUUAAUUUCAUGAAUAUGAUGUAUAAAGAAAUAUAUCCACAAAAAAAAUUCACAUUUGGCAUUUACCCGACCAUAUCCUUCAGGCCUGGUACAAAAAAAAUUUUUCAACUGGGUUGGCCUUUGCCAUUUUCAUGACAAAAGCUGUCGACCGGAUUUCGACGAAUAUAGUUAGCUGCACAAUAUUUUUAACAGGUUAAUUUGUGACUAAAAAAAUAGUUUCGAACCGCAUCAAAGGUGCGAUCAUCUCUUGAGAUUCUAUGCGUGUGGCCAGGCUCAUAACGAGGGACUGACAUGGUUGGCCUCCACCAAAAAUCGUAGUUUGAAAUCUAAACUUGGAAAUACAAUUCGAACAAGCAACUUUCAAGACGCCUUUCGCAUGCUAACUUAACCCAUAGGGAUUCGGUACCGUUCCUACUAUGUGAAGACUGGCAUCGCUAUCGCCUUGGUCAUCAAUUUAUCAAUAUUCGAAAUAUUCUUUGGUCUCGGUCUCGGUCCAUCUAGUUAGUAAUUUUUCUUUAGUUGCUUACCUUU
This is a messenger RNA of Anopheles funestus (African malaria mosquito), 1392 nucleotides long. RefSeq lists its product as uncharacterized. Gene Ontology annotation, cellular component: transcription regulator complex; nucleus. The record is from RefSeq and is a predicted model, not a curated record. NCBI's taxonomy places the organism in Eukaryota, Metazoa, Arthropoda, Insecta, Diptera, Culicidae. Bases 1 to 771 code for a protein of 256 amino acids. Gene Ontology annotation, biological process: regulation of transcription by RNA polymerase II. The transcript is spliced from 3 exons.